Messenger RNA from Microtus oregoni (creeping vole), 544 nucleotides. Its product is annotated as 60S acidic ribosomal protein P1-like. Gene Ontology annotation, biological process: cytoplasmic translation; translational elongation. Lineage: Eukaryota; Metazoa; Chordata; Mammalia; Rodentia; Cricetidae. The coding region runs from base 1 to 519 and encodes 172 amino acids. The record is from RefSeq and is a predicted model, not a curated record. Gene Ontology annotation, cellular component: cytosolic large ribosomal subunit; ribosome. The transcript has 3 exons. Gene Ontology annotation, molecular function: structural constituent of ribosome; protein kinase activator activity; ribonucleoprotein complex binding.
AUGGCACCCUGCAGCGCAGAGUGGCAGCAGCAGGAGGUCCCGCGGGUCAGGCACUCCUCUGUGUGGGGGCAGGGGAGACUGGACCAUGGACUCCUCUCCAACUCCUUUCUCCGACUUCUCUAUGAGGACUUUAUCAGCUACCGUGUCAUCAGAGACCCCCUCCUCAAUAUCUGUCAGAAGCCCGAUUUUUUGAGUGGCAUCUCCAUGAUGUCCAUCCUGUCUGCCUGCAUCUACUCCGCCCUCAUCCUCCACGACGACGAGGAUAAGAUCAAUGCCCUCAUUAAAGCAGCUGGUGUCAAUGUUGAACCUUUCUGGCCUGGCUUGUUUGCAAAGGCCCUGGCCAAUGUUAACAUUGGGAGCCUCAUCUGCAAUGUAGGGGCUCCAGCAGCCGGAGCCGCACCAGCAGGCGGUCCUGCCCCCUCCACCGCUGCUGCCCCAGCUGAGGACAAGAAAGUGGAAGCAAAGAAGGAAGAAUCCGAGGAGUCUGAUGACGACAUAGGCUUUGGUCUUUUUGACUAGACGUUUUGAUACCAUGGCUAAUAAA